AUGCCGCGCGUGCCCCCACAAGGAUUGGUCACCAUUUGCGAGAUCAAUCGCGACUUGAGUUCCGCACUUCGUUCCUUUCCUUCAAUCUUUUUUUUUUUUUUUUUCUUCAUGGCGAUGUGAAUUCAAUCGCUUGUGUUGAAAUGGGAGGUUCCCGGUUCCGUUCUAGAAAUCAAGGAUAUUCUCUUACUGUUAUGCGUGCAGUCACAGCGGAGAGCCUAUCUGAUGAUCGGGCCAGGGAAACCUACGGAAAAGUACUCGUACGUUCUUCAAAUGACCAAAUGUAGGAUCUCAUUCUGCAGCACUUGCUUUGAUUGGGUGAUAAAAUUGUACCUGUGGUUGCGCAGGGAGUUGUUUUCAGCCCGGUAUCUUUCCACGGAGAUCUUCUCUCGUCCAGGUCCGAACAAGUUUCAGAUCAAUGGCGGGAGGACGAAUCCUUAACGAGAGGUGUCAUGGAUAAAUUGAAGGCAAUCGUACACCCCAUUAGACUCAUUUUUUACGGCGAAGAGGUGAGUUUAUCCGAGUUACGCGACUUCAUGAGGUUGAAAAUUAAGAUAGAUGGAAAGAGCGAGCCCAGAUUUCUGAUUCUUUAAUCGAGUGAUAAUUUCGUGCAACUCUUUCAGCCUGUGUCCGUUUUGGAAAAACAUUUUUCUCCUCCGGGAAACAAUGAAAAUAUGUUUAGUCGUUAAAAUUCAGGGAAAGGAAAACAUGUUCACGUUGGUUUUCUAGGUAAUAUCAGAAAUGCCGUCUUAUACGGUUAUUUCGCUUUUCGAAUGUUAAAAACAUUCAAAUCUAUUACAGUAAAGGUUAUGGUGAGUCUGGAGUGACCUAUAUUUCGAUAGGUUUUUAAUUUUUAAGGACCAUUUUGGUAGUUAGUCGAUUUGAAUUCCAGAGUCUCUGUGUUUUCUAACAGAUGGAUCGAUUAUCUAUGGUUGAGGGGCGUGGAGUGAGUUGGCAUCCCCAUAAACAUAUUCUGGCAUUUAUUUCUGGUAAUAAUCAGGUUACCAUACGUGACUAUGAUGACUCGGGUAAGUGUUUUCUAUCAUCGUUCUUUUGAGAUAUGGGUUGUCAUCAGAGGUUCGGUUCUAUAACGGAGGAAAUGUGAGGGUGCGUAUCUUUGACUAUUUUGAUCUGAAUAAGUUCACUUGACCAGAAAGCAAAGAAUCAUGUGUUUUGGUCAGUGAAUCCCAAAAAGAGAUAAAAUCUCUCGAAUGGAGGCCAAACAGCGGGAGAACAUUGUCUGUGGCAUGCAAGCAAGUACCAUAAUUAGCCUUCCCCUUGAGAAUUGUCUUGUACUGUUGCCUGACAUGAAAAAUGUCAUAUUGACUAUGAAUUUCUGAUAAGACCACAUCUCAUUUAGAUUACAUUUUCUUUCCUCCAGGGGUGGAAUCUGCAUCUGGUCUGCUUCUUUCCUUGGGAAUGCAUCAUCUGUAAGACCUGGAGCUGUACCACAUGGGGGCGCUAUUUCCAGAGGUUCAGGAGUUAGGUGGAGCCUGGUUGAUUUUCUGCACAGUCCUAGUGGGGAACACGUUACGGCUCUUAGUUGGAGCCCAACUGGGAGAUAUCCAAUUAACUGGUUAUUAUUGUUGCUACAGAAUUGAUGCUUUUCUGUUGGCUGAUUUUUUUAAUCUCAUUUUCGUAAGGCAAAGUUAUUAAAUGAUUAUGUUGCUUCGGGACCCUCUUAAAUUGUUUCCUUCAAGUGUUUUUGAAGUGAUACAAGUUUAUGUCACCUGUCACUACUAUCCUUCUUUUGUGCUUCUAGUAUACUCAGAAAUGUCCGCCUCUCCUUCUGGGCUUCCUUAACGUUCCCUUACAUAUCUGGCAUCUGCAUCCUGUGAAAGUUCAUCCUUCAUGAUAUGGGAUGUUGCUCAAGGUAUCAUCUUUUCUGACUUCAUGAUUAUCUAACUUGUUUGGUUUAUCAACAUCGUUCACAUUAUUAGUUUCUGAGAGUAUUUCCCUUUAUUAUCAUGCUCUGUAUUAGUGUUAAGUAUUACCUCUGUGUCUCUUAUCAUUACCAUGAAUACUUCUCCAAAUGAAAGCAUGAACCUAGACUUAAUUCGAUUUAUGGUUAAAAUGCAGUUCGGAAUUCUCAGCGUUUCUUUGAUUUAAUUUUCUAAAGCCUACUAUUUUGAAUAUGUGGUGAAGACACUUUUCUUUCCCAGUUAUGGCUAAAGAUAGCAGCAGCUGAAUCUCCUCAAAGACUCAGAAUUUUCGUAUCAUCUUUACCCGUUUAUAAUCUCUGUGGAUUUUCGAGGCAGCCUUUUAAUCAUUUCCAUGGCCAAAUGAAAGUCUUUAGUCUUGUUGACAAUUUGGUGGGCAUAUUUUUCUUUUUCGUUCUGGUCUAUUAGGAUGCCAAUGUCUAAUAAGUUUUCUUAUUGGAUUUUGUAGGUGUAGGAACUCCUAUUAGAAGAGGAUUGGGUGGGAUCUCAAUGCUGAAGUGGUCACCAACAGGCGACUACUUUUUCACUGCAAAGUUGUAAGUCUAUACUUAUCAUUACAAUACCAAGAUAACUGUCUGCUUUUUCUAAUCUUCUGUUCAUGUUUGCUUCCCCUCUGCAGUGAUGGCACGUUUUACUUAUGGGAGACAAACACGUGGACCUCAGAACGCUGGUCGUCAACAGGUGGAAAUGUCUCAGUAAGUAGGAUGAAAAUCAGAAGACGACUGUGGCGCAGAAAGGGAAUUUCUUUAGACAGAUCAUUCACUGCGUAGUUUGGCUGACUUGCAUCUAAAUAGCUGCAAAAUACUCCUUUGGGAAAAUUUCAUCUCGCUGCUUUCUGUUGAUACACGGGUGGUACCACAGCUGAUCUUCUGGUUCUAUAGACCCUAGGGCCUGAUUCCAUCAAUAUCCCUUUCCCAACCCCAGUCAAAUAGUUUUCUCCGGUACAUCAAUCAUGCAGUCUGAAGGAUAGUUAACCCUGUCUGCAGCGCUGUUGAAUCCCAUGGUUGGAGCCUGUUUAUCAGAGGUUUAGAUUCUCUCCAUGAGUAUCACAGUUAACCUAACCACUGACCUGGCCGCUCAAUUGUUAAUACCGGUGACUUGACUGAUCCACAAGGCAUGCGUUUAGCAUUUUUUAUCGCCUACAUGCAUCCCUUUAGUGCAUGAAUAGCCUCAUGAUCGUGAUGCCUUCCAGUAUUUUACUUGAACCCAUAGCAGACUGCUAACUGAAAAUAUUGGUCUUCUGAGCUCAUGUUCAGAAAAUAUUUUCUUGAUCACAUUUUUUAUUUAGAUAAAUGAUAUUUUUUUCUCCUUUUAAAUGUUUCUGUUGACCCGAUCAUCCUUUUUUUUUUAAUUUCAUCAGGGAGCAGCCUGGGAUCCAAACGGACGUAUGAUACUAAUUUCAUUUUCUGAAUCUGUGACGUUGGCAUCUAUCCACUUUUCGUCUAGACCUCCAUCGCUGGGUAAUUUAUUUGAAACCUUUUUCAGCCAUUGAAUAUAAAUAUCUCGGCCUGAAUGCAAGAUGAAAGAAGGGGUGUUUUGAUUGGAAAUAAACACGGCAUUCCCUUUACUGUUUGCUCAGAUGAAUAGAAGUUCCACCCCUAUAUUUAAACAGGCAAUUGCUGGGGUCCUCUUUGCUGGGUGUCUUAUAUGAUUUUGGCAAAUGGUUGGUAUUAUCAUUCAUUAUAAAUGUUGUAAUGACUUGUGAUAGUCAAAUAGUCAAUUACGGUUUUACUCCAGACUGCUUUAUUACUUGUAAUAAUCAUUUUUAAGUUUCUAAAAAUUAAUAAUUUGAGACAUCACGUCAGCUGGGAUUUUUUUUUUAGCGUAAAUCAUCUUCCUGUAUGUCUUUAUUGCACAAUUGUGACUAUGCUUUCAACAUAUGAUGGAGAUAUUAGAUCAGGUAAGGCCAAUCCAACAUGGCUUAGGAUUGGAAUUAGACCAGUUCAUCCAAAUCAUCCACUUUUUUUUUCUGAGGAAAAGAUGCAUCCAUAAUUUAAGGGUUUUUUUAAUGAAAUAAAAAUUUAACGUACAUGUGUACGCACGAAUAUAUUUACAAGCAUGCAAGUUCAAUCAGAUAUCAAAAACAAUAAUGCUCGAUCCUCCCCAUGGUAGACAAUAUCUAGUGGAUUCUACUAUGUUUUUUUUUAAUGAAAAAAACAUGGAUCAGAUAAUAGAUCAGAGAACAUCAGCUGCAGGUCGGAGGAAAUGUCUAGUGGCAUGGGUGAUUCUACUAUGUUUUUGUUGGGUUACACAGAACUCAGAGUCAAUACCUGUCUGGUGCAUUCUUAAAUUGCAUUUAACAUACCAUAUAAGUUGCAGUUGUAGUACAUCCAUUUUGGUGUCUCUGUGAAGUCAUGGAAUUUAAUAAAGUUUGUCCUUGAAUGUCUUUAGAUGCACACCUAGUACCUGUGGAAUUGCCAGAUUUUGUUGCAACUGGCAGGUAAAUAUAGCCCCUCUUAUUAUUUCGUUUUAGCACUUUCUCCAACAGGCUCAAGUAUCCUUUUGGUUCCCAUCUUCUCGGCCUCUUAAAAUCAUAAAUUAUCCCAUCUGGUGGGUUUUUUUAAUUUUCUGUGCUUGAUCAUGUGAUAGAUUACAUAUGAGUAUGUGACAAACUUGUUUUCACUGGUCAUUAUCUUGCGAUUUGCAUGCAAUAACAUUAAGAAACCAGAUUUUGGCAAUGUUGCAAUGUUACAACAUCAAAUCAUUUUGACACACUCGAUUCUGGGAUAUAUAUAAACACUUGGUAUAGGUGUUUGAACUCGACAUGAUUUUUUUGGGAAAGACCUGCAAGAACAGCAUCCGAAUGGUCUAACUAAUAUUGUUCUUAUACAGAUGAGAUGGGAAUCUAUAUGCACAUAACUCCCUUGUGUUUGAAACAUGUAACUUUAGAAUACAUCUGGCAUGUUCUACUUAUGUUUUUGCAUCACACAUAAUCUCGUGCCAAUGCCUCAAAUAUCCUAAAUUACAAGUCAUAUGCUGAUUACAGAGGUUUGUUCUUCACGAGGGCAAAUGAAUUUCUACUGGAUACUCUCUGCACCGACUUUAUAUUUCCAAAGUUAUCUGAUAUUAUAAAAACGAAGAAUACUUUGUUUCUCUGCUCUCCCAGUUCUCCGGAGAAACGUUGUCUGAAGUCUGGUAACCCUGCAAUUGCAUUUGCUCUCUUAACAUUCAGUCAUGGGAUCGAAAGCAUAGCGUGGGACGCUUUGGGAGAGAGACUGGCGUUCUCCUUCAGAGGUUGUGAUGAUCUACACAGAGGGCUCGUCGCAGUGUAUGACAUUAGGAGGGGUCCACUCAUCUCCGCAUCCCUAGUGUCAGUAGCCAAUCAGCUUGAUCCGCUCUUCCUUUAUUUCCUUCCUGCCGCCCUAUUCAUAAAUAAAUAAAUAAAUCGAGGAAAAUUUGUCUAACUCUCUGGUCAUAAUCUUUCUAUUCCUCUUUAAAAAGUGGGUUCAUCAGAGGGCCUGGAGAGAAUCCGAAACCACUUGCUUUUGCAUUUAAUGACAGAUUCAGGCAGGGCCCAUUGCUAUCCGUGGUAAGAACCAAGUCCACCUCUCUCCCUCCGCCUAACACUGACACUUUCUGCUCAUAGUAACUUGAUUUGCUCUCAAUACAGUGCUGGAGCUCCGGCUGGUGCUGCACUUAUCCUCUUAUAUUCCGGUCACAUGUGCUUCCCUGA
Molecule: messenger RNA, 5610 nt
Organism: Spirodela intermedia
Lineage: Eukaryota; Viridiplantae; Streptophyta; Magnoliopsida; Alismatales; Araceae
Source: the annotation of a GenBank genome assembly